GUUCCUUUGUCUGUUUCUCCUGAUUAACGACUUCAUUAUCCCAUGGAUGCUCAAGGGUCCGUCACCACAGCUAUUCCCACGGCUGCACCUAGCAGCUCCACAACGACCUCCAACGCAGGCAAUACUGAUCCUCCCAAUCCCAACGUUCCCUCCAAUUCAACGAGUACAGGUACAGCGGCGGCCGCCAUGGCCGCUGCAGCCGCUGCUGUCGCCGCCGAUGAGGAAGCGAUCCGCACCCAAAAACUGGUAGAAGAAUUUCAAUACUUGCUGGAAAAAAGCCAAAGCCUGUUUAGUGGAUUAAGCCCCACUAGAGACUUGCCGCCGACAGGAAGUCAUCGACAAUGGAGACCGUAUUUUGAAAAAACAUUCGAGGUUUACACAAAGUUGUGGAAGUUUCAGCAAUCACAUCGACCAGUGCUGGAGAACAAAAAUAAUUAUGGCUUGAAGCGCUGGGAAGUGGGUGAAAUUGCGAGUAAAAUUGGCCAGCUGUACUAUCACUAUUAUCUAAGAACAAGUGAAACCAAUUACCUGUACGAAGCUUACAUCUUUUACGAAGCUAUUCAUGAACGGCAGUACUUUAAAGACAUUCUGGAAGUGAAAAAUCCGGCCCUGAUGAUCAAGAAGAUGCGAUAUUAUGCGCGAUUUAUCGUCGUGUGCCUCUUACUGAACAAGGAUGAUAAUAUUCGUUUGCUGAUCAGUGAACUUGAAGGACUGAUUGACGAGUAUACCAAGAGUUUCAAAAUGUCGGAUGCGAAAGAGUGGCAAAUGGUCCUUGAUGAGAUCAGUACCUUCAUGGAAGCGGAGAAGAAGCUGGUGCCCAUCAGCACUGACAGGACUCCAAUGACAAUCAUGCAUCGUUUACCGUCCUAUAGCGUCUCGAAAGAGAAAGAGAGCGCACGAUUAAAACUCCAAGAAGCCAUCCUAGUUGGCAACUACCACAACCAAAUCAAGUUCUCUGAACUGACGCUGGACAUGUAUCGUAUGCUUCAAUCUCUUGAACGAAAGCCAGAUGUCAGUAAACCUUUGCCUCCACAAAAUCUUAAAUCGACCGAACGGUCAUCCGCCAAUGAGAAACGGGAACCAGGAGCCGCCGUCAAGGACGAUGCCAAGAAGGACGCGCCGUCAACAGCAGCAGCAGGUGCCACAGCCGCAUCACAACAAACGUAUGGCGCCACAGGUUCUCAAGCACAGUACGUCGACAAAUCGUUGAAGCGAUCUAAUCCUCACAAAUACCUUUUGUAUCGGCCUUCGUUGAGCCAACUCCUGGUUUACAUUUCAACUGCGUAUAAAGAUAUCGGGGACAAUGCAGCCAUGUUGCUUUAUCUAUCGGCUGAUGGCAUUGCUUAUCCUGAACCGACGGUACCGGGCUAUGGAGGUGGCGUUGCCACCAGUCAGCGAAAACCGACCAUUCCCGAACGGUCCGAUGAACCGAUGGUGCCACUGAGCCAUUGCUUACAUCCGGCUGAUUUGACCCCUUUCACGCGCAAACCUUUAUUCCUAAUCGUCGACAGCAGCAAUAGUACCGUAUUCAAAACGAUUCCGGCCGUCUUUGACCAGCCCGUGAUGUGCCUGCUGUCACCGCUAGAAUACCCAUCGUCUGUCCAGGAUAAAAGCGAAAUCGGCAGUCUGUUCACCUUGUUCCUACACACCCCUUUGCUUGGUUUCUGUUCCGUUUCGGAUAUCGGUAAUUUGGACCAAGCUAAAUGGGACGAAUGCGUCGCACUUAUUAGUACGAUGGAAAAAGCCGUCGGUGAUAUGUUGCUUGCAGAUCCGAAUGUCGAUAUUCACGUCAAGCGAUUCAUGUCAGACGACUUUUUAUGGUAUUUUAUUGUACGUUUUGUAUUAUGUGGUAUCAUUCUGAGGUGCCACUUUUCAUUUAAAGAGGAAAAGUCAUUUCCGACGUCUUUUCCUGCUUUACCUGAAAGUGUCUAUGUUGCUCCGGAUAUUAUCAACAUGUUCCAUGAGCUCACCAUGAUUGCGGAUGUGAAUACCUACUUUAGCUUGCCUUACGCCACUCCCGCUCCCACCGAAGCAUAAACCCAGUAGAAAAAAAUACCAUGAUUUUCCCCAGUUAAUCUGUUCUCCAUAUCACCAUUAUCAUUAAUGUCCACUUAUAAGAAUAACCUAAUAGGCCCUACGAUGGUGAAAACGAUAUAAAUAUUAUCAUCACUU
Molecule: messenger RNA, 2172 nt
Organism: Radiomyces spectabilis
Lineage: Eukaryota; Fungi; Mucoromycota; Mucoromycetes; Mucorales; Radiomycetaceae
Product: protein SCAI
Exons: 11
Coding region: 43-2037 (664 amino acids)
Biological process (GO): DNA-templated transcription
Cellular component (GO): nucleus
Molecular function (GO): transcription corepressor activity
Source: RefSeq, a predicted model, not a curated record